AUGUCAGCACUCACAGAGAAAGGUGCGUCUGGGGCAGCACUCACAGAGAAAGGUGCGUCUGGGGCAGCACUCACAGAGAAAGGUGCGUCUGGGGCAGCACUCACAGAGAAAGGUGCGUCUGGGGCAGCACUCACAGAGAAAGGUGCGUCUGGGGCAGCACUCACAGAGAAAGGUGCGUCUGGGGCAGCACUCACAGAGAAAGGUGCGUCUGGGGCAGCACUCACAGAGAAAGGUGCGUCUGGGGCAGCACUCACAGAGAAAGGUGCGUCUGGGGCAGCACUCACAGAGAAAGGUGCGUCUGGGGCAGCACUCACAGAGAAAGGUGCGUCUGGGGCAGCACUCACAGAGAAAGGUGCGUCUGGGGCAGCACUCACAGAGAAAGGUGCGUCUGGGGCAGCACUCACAGAGAAAGGUGCGUCUGGGGCAGCACUCACAGAGAAAGGUGCGUCUGGGGCAGCACUCACAGAGAAAGGUGCGUCUGGGGCAGCACUCACAGAGAAAGGUGCGUCUGGGGCAGCACUCACAGAGAAAGGUGCGUCUGGGGCAGCACUCACAGAGAAACGCGGCGAUAUAGAGGAGGCAGCCCAGCAGCAGCAGGCACGCGAACACCCUCUUGGUGCUCUUAAAGCCCGCCUCCCACUUGGGGUCCAACAGAGGUUCCAUGCCAGCUGUGCCGUUUGGCGCCUGUAG
Messenger RNA from Closterium sp. NIES-65, 690 nucleotides. NCBI's taxonomy places the organism in Eukaryota, Viridiplantae, Streptophyta, Zygnematophyceae, Desmidiales, Closteriaceae. The record is from the annotation of a GenBank genome assembly.